Molecule: messenger RNA, 1208 nt
Organism: Protobothrops mucrosquamatus (brown spotted pit viper)
Lineage: Eukaryota; Metazoa; Chordata; Lepidosauria; Squamata; Viperidae
Product: D site-binding protein-like
Exons: 4
Coding region: 66-986 (306 amino acids)
Biological process (GO): regulation of transcription by RNA polymerase II
Cellular component (GO): nucleus
Molecular function (GO): DNA-binding transcription factor activity, RNA polymerase II-specific; RNA polymerase II cis-regulatory region sequence-specific DNA binding
Source: RefSeq, a predicted model, not a curated record
AACCCACCGCCGUCGGUGGGCAUCUCCUGGAGUUAGCUGCUGCCCCCGCCGCAGCAACCUUCAUCAUGGCCCAGGGCAGUCCGGCACCCAGUCUCAUGUCGCCUCCUCCUCUGGCGGUCGGCGGCCCCAGUUCCACUAUGGUCAGUCUCAAGAGCCUCCUGCAAGGACCGGUCAAGAGUCCUGAACGCCGGGGGGCCAAGGAACUGGGCUCAUGUGUGAUCAAAGACAAGGAGCAUAAGAUGGAGGACGAUCUGAGCGUCUCAAGACCUGGGCACUGUGCAUAUCUGGGGUCCCUCCUGUGGGAACGCACCUUGCCCUGCAAUGAGAUUGAAUACGUCGACUUGGAUGAAUUUUUGCUGGAAAAUGGUUUGCCCCCAAGUCCAGCCCAUCAGUCGUAUUCCCCAGGCAGCCAGCCCACCGCCUCGCCUUCCAGCGGGGUAGUGGUGGAUCUUAGUCGGCCGGCUUCUUGCACGUCAUCGUCUUCAAUCUGUUCUUCAUCUGGUGACGGUCUAGUCGGCAGUGAUUAUGACCAAAACUGCAGCAAAACAGGUCCUAUCACGCCAGUGUCCCGAAGCACACCCAGCCCGGUAGACCCUGAGGCUGUGGAGGUCCUCAUGAACUUUGACCCUGACCCUGCUGAUUUGGCACUGUCCAGCAUUCCAGGCCACAAGACCUUUGACCCUCGCAAGCAUCGGUUCUCAGAAGAGGAGCUUAAGCCCCAGCCCAUCAUGAAAAAGGCCCGGAAAAUACAGGUUCCUGAUGAACAGAAGGAUGAAAAAUAUUGGAACAGGCGGUACAAGAACAAUGAGGCAGCAAAACGCUCAAGAGAUGCACGCCGCCUGAAAGAGAAUCAAAUCACAGUUCGGGCGGCUUUCUUGGAGAAGGAGAAUGCAGUCCUUCGCCAAGAAGUGGCCAAUAUCCGCCAGGAACUAACCCGCUACCGCAGCAUCCUCUCUAAAUAUGAAUCUCAGCACGGCACCUUGUAAAAUCCACAGCAGGACACUGUGCUCUUCUUCAAGAUCCCACCACCGAGGUGGUAGGGCCACCCUGGUUUUUCAACGCAGACCCCCUGUCUUCCCGAACCGGGCAAACAAAUAAUCCAACAACAGAUGUUUGGAAUGAGGGAAAGGUCUGCAUUGAGCACUUUCCACCUGCAGGGACUAACCAUGGUUCUGGGUGCGCAAAGGAGAGUUCCUGGGUGGGCAUGG